This is a messenger RNA of Trematosphaeria pertusa, 3367 nucleotides long. RefSeq lists its product as uncharacterized. Lineage: Eukaryota; Fungi; Ascomycota; Dothideomycetes; Pleosporales; Trematosphaeriaceae. Bases 1 to 3204 code for a protein of 1067 amino acids. The record is from RefSeq and is a predicted model, not a curated record. Gene Ontology annotation, molecular function: phosphorelay sensor kinase activity. The transcript is spliced from 6 exons. Gene Ontology annotation, biological process: phosphorelay signal transduction system; phosphorylation.
AUGUUAUCAGGCUCAACAACGCAAGAUAAGCAGUCUCAGUUACUCUCAGCGUCUCUAUCUACCGAACCUCAUCAUGAAGAUGGCGUCAGCCUCAUACUGGACUGGACCAGAUUUGACAUCCCGAACGCCCCAGAGUUUGUGAAGUGGUUACGCAGUUUCGAUUGGUCUCGCACCAAGAUCGGUCCGAUGGGGGAUUGGAGCGCAGCUGUGCGUCAGACCAUGAUCGCAAUUGUCACGAACCCGAAAGCUCGAUGCGUUUAUUUUGGAUUAGACGACCCAGUCAUGCUCUACAAUGAAGCUUGUUCCAAACUACUAGGACACCGGCACCCCGCAGCUAUGGGUGCUGCAGGGGCGGUUGGGGCAGGCCCCGCUUGGACGCAGAAAUACGAAGGCAUCAAAGAAGUCUGGUCGCUCGGUGUUGCAACGGAAUCCCAUGAUUACUAUCACCCCAUCCCCCGCGGCGGCCUCCCAUUGGAAGAGGCCUAUUUCUCCUGGAGCAUCAUGCCAAUCGUAGACGACAGUGGCCGCAUGGUCGGAGUACAGAAGGAAUUUUGGGAGACGACUACGCAAGUUAUUCAUACCCGAAGAGAGAGAACUAUCGAACAGGCCGAGAAAAUGGUUACGUUCGGAGACACCAUGAGCACAUACUGGACGAAGAUGCGCGCUAUUCUCGAUUCGAGCCCUGAAGACUUCCCCUUUUGCCUCUUGUAUUCAGCUCCACAGGAAUCGCAACCGGUCAGCGCAUCAUCUUUCGAGGAUCUCGUCCCAAAAUUCAUCACGCUCGAGGGUACCGUGGGGCUAGAUACCAAACAUCCCAUAGCUGUGCGACAGAUCAGUCUCACGAAUCCACAGUAUCUUCUAGCCAAGCAUUUCCGGACGGCUUGGAUCAAGGGAAAGCCUGUUGCUUUGAGCGACAAAGACCAUACACUGCCAGAGCGGUUGCGGGUUCCCGUACACGGCCGGGGCCACGGCUCAGCUUGCCGCUCAGCUAUGGCCUGUCCCAUCCGCAGGUUGGACGGUCCCGGCUCCGUAGGCUUCUUGCUCUUCGGAUUGAAUCCACAACGACCAUAUGACGACCCUUACAGAUCCUUCAUCAUGCAAUUGAUGGAUAAGUUCGUCAAAGCUGCAGCCGCCAUUCUUGUCCCCGAGGAACGAGAAAAGCUCAAGCAGCAGUGGCAGAUAGCACGGGAUCAGGAGCGCGUUUUUACCCGACUAGCAGAGUUUGCUUCCGUUGGUCUUGCUAUCUACGAGCCUACUGGGGCCUUGAGGUGGAAAAAUCCAACCUUCAAAGACCUUACGAAUGUACAGGGAGAUACCAGCGUUUCUCGCCCGCAUCACUUGCCCAUACACCCGCAGGACCGCCAAAACUUCGAGAACACACUACUCGCUCUAUCAAAAGAUCCUGAUCGGAAACCGUACUUCCAAUUUCGCGUCCAGACUGACUUGUCCAUUCCUGAGGAAGAGGCCAUUAAGUUACCCGAAAAGUGGCGAUGGCUCCUUGCGCAUGCAUCGGGCGAGCUGGAUGAUCGGCGAGAACUCAUCUGGGUUGGCAUCUACGUGACGGAUGUCACUCCACAUUUGCAGGAGCAGGGGCAGAGGCUGGAGGACGCGCUAGAGACGAAGCGGCAGAGUGAGAACUUUAUCGAUAUGACAUGCCACGAGAUGCGAAAUCCUCUCUCUGCGAUUAUCCAGUCUGCGGACGGCAUCCUGGCUACGUUUGACCUAAAGCCACCAGGUCCGUCUGCUUCAUCAUCCGCUACUGUGAGCGAGAUCCUGGGUUCGCGCAAUGCAAACCUGGACGCAGGCGAACUGCAAGCGAAUAUCAUUGACUCCGCUCAAACGAUCCUACUCUGCGCGCAGCAUCAGAAGAGAAUCGUCGAUGAUAUUCUAACGCUUUCGAAACUGGACUCAAAUCUCCUUCUCAUAGCUCCGGAUCGGGUUCGGCCCACCACGCUUGUUGAAAGGGCCAUUUCUAUGUAUGAUGCAGAGCUGGCUGAUGCCGGGAUUGGGACAUCGUUCACGGUCCACGACUCCUACCACGAGCUGGACAUUGAUCAAGUACUUCUAGACCCAGCCCGCCUUCUCCAGAUCCUCAUCAAUCUCCUGACGAAUGCAAUCAAGUUCACGAGGAAAGAGAACGCGAAACAUAUUAGCGUCGUCCUCGGAGCGUCAAAAACCCCUCCGCUAGCGGAUGCUACAACCGUCUCAUUUAUCCCCCAGCGAGCCUCUCGCCCGGAUGUUCUAGCAGGGCCGGAGUUUGGAAACGGCGAGAUUGUCUAUCUUCAGUUCGACGUUUGCGAUACCGGGAAGGGACUCACUGCGGAGGAGAUGAAGCGCUUAUUCCAGAGGUUUCGGCAAGCUUCUGCGAAGACCUACUCGCAAUACGGAGGCUCUGGCCUGGGACUUUUCAUCUCUCGUGAGCUGACUGAGCUUCAGGGAGGACAGAUUGGGGUAUACUCAGUGCCGGGCCAGGGAAGCACUUUCGCGUUUUACGUCAAAGCUCGUCGACCUGCGCCUUCGGAGGGUCAAGCGCCGCCUGACCGGUCUGGUGACGAAGCUAUAUCCGGGCCGCCCAAGCAUUCGAUACCAGAGUGCGCUGACGCAGCGGCGCUCGACACUGAAGAACCGCGCGCGGAUUCGAUCGCACCGCAAGUCCCCAGCGAUCUACACAUCCUCCUCGUCGAAGACAACCUCAUCAAUCAGAAAGUCACGGCACAGCAGUUACGCAAGAUUGGCUGCACAGUGCAUGUCGCGAACCACGGAGUGGAGUGCCUCGAUUUCUUGGAGAGGUCUUGCUACUGGCGGGAUACCCCGGCCGUGAUUAGCAGUGCCACAGAGACCGCUGCUUCUACGUCGAGCACAACCCAGACCCCGCUAUCGGUCAUCCUCUUGGACCAGGAAAUGCCGGUCAUGGAUGGUCUGACCUGCGUUCGCCGCAUCCGCGAAAUGCAGCGAGAGCGGAAACUAACGGGCCAUGUCCCAGUGAUCGCAUGUACAGGGAAUGCGAGGAGAGAACAAGUGGUAAGCUCAUUGGAAGCGGGAAUGGAUGAAGUUGUGACAAAGCCAUUCCGCAUCAACGAGCUUCUACCCAGGAUGUACGAGCUCGUUCACAAGGUGAGAAACAAGGACCCAGGCCCCAUCGCGACAGAAGCGGCUCCGACAUAUCAAUCUUCUCCAUUGGAUAGCUCAAAAAUUUCUUCAUGAGAUUCGCCAGUGCGUCUUAGACGCGACGAAGCAUUGUAAAUUUUCGGCGACGCCGUCUUCUCGAGAUUGACUGCUUGUGCUUUAGAGCACAUGCUAGUCUCGCUUUCUUAAGCUUUACAUCUACGCUUUCACAUUUCAAGCACGAAAAGCUUUUCUUGAAGGC